UCUCCUUAAUGAAAACAGUAACAAAGCACUUGAACCUUCAGAUUAAUACAUUUAAACUGAUCAUUUGACGGUCCGGACCUAAUCAAUGUGUGCUAUAGUACACAUGUACAAAAACGUCACUUUCCUGUGAUGUGGCACGUUAACCACAAUUGUUGCCAUGGAUGCAGAAGCAUCCUCUUAUGCAGGAAAUGUUGUGUAAUGUGUUACGCUUGGGAAACAGCGAGUCUCACGCUUCAUAACGCAACAUAUCCUGCAUGGUGUAUCCUGCUGCGCGCAUCGGAUUCUCUCCAGUUGAAACCAAACUCUCGCUCCGUCAGGUUUUUUUUCGUAAUGGCAUCCAUCAACACCUCCACCGCGGUCGCCUCGCCUCAGCCUCCCAGCAUGCCCGUGUCUGCCCAGGUUGGAAUCGCCAUCCUGACUCUGGCCUUCGUGCUGGGCUUCCCCGGGAACCUGUUUGUGGUUUGGUCGGUCCUGUGCCAGGUCAAGAAGCGCUCGGUGACCUGCUUGCUGGUGCUCAACCUGGCUCUGGCGGACGCCUUCGUGCUGCUCAGCGCACCCUUUUUCCUGCGGUACCUGGCCGGAGGUCGCGGCUGGGAGUUCGGCUCGGCGGCGUGCAAGCUGGUGCAUUACAUAUCUAGUGUGAACAUGUACGUGUCCAUCUACCUCAUAUGCCUGAUGAGCGUGGACCGCUGGCUGGCCGUCACUAGGCCCUUUUUGUCCCAGAGAAUGAGGAACAAGCGCUCCCUGCUGGUUCUUCUACUGGGAGUCUGGGUGAUGGCGUUCCUCCUGUCGCUACCAAUGCCGUUCUACCGCAGUAACUUGCAGAGGACCCUGCCAAACAACAUCACUCUUAGGUUAUGCUCGGCCUACCACUGGGGCAGUGUUGGCCACAGAGUCUUCCAGUACCUGUUUGAGACCAUCAUGGGCUGCCUGAUUCCUUUCAGCCUCGUCAGCAUUUGUUACUCCCUCGUCAUCUUUCGCCUGCACAAUGCACAGUUUCAGCGCAGAGAACAAGGCACGCGACUCAUCCUGAUGAUUAUCUUUGCCUUUGUGGUCUUCUGGCUGCCCUAUCACAUCGUCAACAUCAUUGAGGUGGCCGCUCUGGUGCAGAACAGUGAUUCACUGAAGAACGCGGCUGUCGUAGCCCGGCCAAACGUCACAGCCUUUGCCUACUUCAGCAGCGCCGUCAAUCCCAUCCUCUACGUGUUUGCCGGCAGCUCCCACAUUCGUCAGGCCGGCCUCAGCUUCAUGGGAAAACUGUUCGAGGCCACCAACUCGGAGAGCACCCGCAGCAGCCGCGCUGGCUCCUCCCCGGAUGAGAGCUCCGCACUGCAGAUGCUGUCAGCCAAACUGGGAAAGUCGUUUAAAAGCAGGGACGUGGAGAAGACCAUCAAUGAGGCUCUGGGCGACAGCAAACAGUUUGAGUAGUAGCCAUUUUCUCUUCCUUUCGUCUAAAGAACUAUUAUAUAUGUUACUGGUAAUGUAUAAGGAGGAGGUAUUCUAUACAACACCUGCUUUCUAUAGAAUCCAUGCCUUUCUGACUGAAAAACAAAUCUUAAAGAUACCUCAAAAUCACUGAGCCAAAUGAAGCACCACCAUGUAUGAAAUAUCAGCGUUGUUACAUUCUUUGCCUAGGCAUUAAAUGCAGCUUCUAGCUUCCGUUAGAAAAACACAAUUAUUCAUUUUCCCAGUGGGCAUUUUAUAAAAUGCCUAUGCAAUUCUGCAGAAUGAUAGAUUUCACACAUUGCCGGUAACAUUGAUAUGAUCUUAUUAUAUAUUUUAUAUUUUUAUAGCACUUCAUUUAUCAUUUUUCAUACAUAUAUUAUCACAUAUUUUGGGUACUUUGGUUUCAACAUCUUGUCUUAUUCAAAUAUUCUAAUAAUGUGUAGCUAGCUCGAACCCACAAUCAAAAAAGUAAAGGUGAUUGCUUCAUUUACUAAUGUGUUUCUUCAGUUCUGUAUUUGUUGUACAGCUCCAGAGAAGAACGUAGGGUGCUUCUCACAGCAGAGUUGAGCCUAGCACGAACAGGACAUUGCACAAAAAAUCAGUUUGCCUCUUUUGUUCAAUAUUUCAACAUUUCGUGCGGUUAAACUGUUCAAGUUCAAAGCAGGUUACAAAGUUCCUGUGCAAAUCCCUGUACAUAUGAGAAAUGGUACAAUUCCACAGGAAGCAUGAAUCAGUUUUAUAGUGAAAUCACAUCUACUACUGUAUUGCAGUGUUGGCAGAGAGGUGGUACAAGAUAGUGAUCUGAUGCCUUUAUUACGUCUGAACAGUCAUAUCUCUAUCCUCCUACACUGUAGCUGCUAUGAAGGCUAAGUAUGUUAACAGGGACUCUGGCCUACACCACUGGUUAUUAUUUUCUGUUUACAUUAUUUUUUCAUUUCAAUGAUUUGUUUUUUACUGGAUUAUUACAACAAGUGUACAAGCUUAUGACCUGUUCAUAAAAAAAUAAAAUGCUGUCUAAUUUCA
Betta splendens (Siamese fighting fish) is the source of this 2469-nucleotide messenger RNA. It is a transcript of the gene ltb4r, whose product is annotated as leukotriene B4 receptor. Bases 130 to 1428 code for a protein of 432 amino acids. The transcript has 3 exons. Gene Ontology annotation, molecular function: leukotriene receptor activity; complement receptor activity. Gene Ontology annotation, cellular component: plasma membrane. NCBI's taxonomy places the organism in Eukaryota, Metazoa, Chordata, Actinopteri, Anabantiformes, Osphronemidae. The record is from RefSeq and is a predicted model, not a curated record. Gene Ontology annotation, biological process: positive regulation of cytosolic calcium ion concentration; complement receptor mediated signaling pathway; phospholipase C-activating G protein-coupled receptor signaling pathway.